Molecule: messenger RNA, 1461 nt
Organism: Trichophyton verrucosum HKI 0517
Lineage: Eukaryota; Fungi; Ascomycota; Eurotiomycetes; Onygenales; Arthrodermataceae
Product: amino acid transporter, putative
Exons: 4
Biological process (GO): amino acid transmembrane transport
Cellular component (GO): membrane
Molecular function (GO): amino acid transmembrane transporter activity
Source: RefSeq, a predicted model, not a curated record
AUGGCGACAGAAAAGGUGGAAGGCGUUUCCAUGGAGGAGUCGAGCCCGGGGGUGCAAAAAUUUGCUUCCUCUGGCUCUGACAUGGCGUUGGAAGAGAAAGGCGAAGAGCUUGGUUUCUGGACUCGUUUGGGAUGCACACCGGAGUCGUUCAAGAGACGGCGAUUGACUGGUGGAAAUCAGCUCAACCAGACUCUCAAGUCGCGACAUCUGCAUAUGAUCGCAAUCGGCGGAAGCAUAGGUGCAGGUCUAUUUGUCGGUUCAGGCUCUGCGCUGGCAAAGGGUGGUCCUGCGUCGUUGGUCCUUGACUUUGCAAUCAUCGGCGUGAUGAUGUUCAAUGUCGUGCAUGCGUUGGGCGAACUAGCCAUUCUCUUCCCGGUCUCUGGUGGAUUCUAUACUUACUCUGCCCGCUUCAUUUCUCCAGCGUGGGGAUUUGCGAUGGGCUGGAACUAUGUGUUUCAAUGGCUUGUGGUCCUGCCGCUAGAACUAACCGUGACCUCCCUCACGAUAACGUACUGGAAAGUAGAUGUCAGUGUCGCGGUAUGGAUAACAGUUUUCUUGAUCGCCAUUGUGAUCAUCAAUAUCUUUGGGGUGCUCGGAUACGGAGAGGAGGAAUUCUGGGCCAGUGCGAUCAAACUCACCGCCAUUGUCAUCUUCAUGAUAACCGCCAUUGUGCUCGCGUGUGGAGGCGGCCCAAAGGACGGCCUCUACGGGCAGUACUGGGGUGCAAGGCUUUGGUAUGAUCCAGGGGCCUUCCGCAACGGCUUCAAGGGAUUUUGUUCCGUAUUUGUGACGGCUGCCUUUGCCUUCUUUGGCACGGAACUAGUUGGGCUGGCAGCAGCGGAAAGUAGAACGCCUCUCCAAUCUCUCCCGUCCGCCAUCAAGCAAGUCUUCUGGCGAAUCAUCCUCUUCUAUAUCCUGGGCCUCUUCUUCGUUGGCCUGUUGGUGCGGAGCGACGAUAAACGGCUACUUGGCGCCAACACCUACUCGGAUUCUAAUGCCUCGCCAUUUGUGAUUGCUGCUAAGGAUGCAGGGUUGUACGGCUUCGACAGUUUCAUUAACGUCAUCAUCCUUAUCUCAGUCCUCUCUAUUGGAAACUCUGCCGUGUACGCCGGAUCUCGAACUUUGACAGCCAUCUCCGAGCACGGGUAUGCACCCCGUAUAUUCUCAUACGUCGACAAAGCGGGCAGGCCGCUUUUCUCCACCAUAUUGGUCAUUGUCUUUGGGGGGCUGGCGUACGUGAAUGUUUCUGGGAAGGGACCAGUCAUAUUUGAUUGGUUGCAAGCUCUAUCUGGCUUGACUGCCCUGUUCACCUGGGGAAGUAUAUGUUAUUCGCACAUUCGCUUCCGAGCCGCAUGGGCACUUCGAGGCCGGUCUCUUGACGAGAUUCCCUUCAAGGCCUGUUCUGGAGUAUAUGGAUCGUGGAUCGGCCUAUUCAUCAUCUUCAUUGUCUUCAUUGCCCAG